Messenger RNA from Apodemus sylvaticus (European woodmouse), 4251 nucleotides. RefSeq names its product kinesin-like protein KIF28. Gene Ontology annotation, molecular function: ATP binding; microtubule binding; microtubule motor activity. The coding region runs from base 804 to 3914 and encodes 1036 amino acids. Gene Ontology annotation, biological process: cytoskeleton-dependent intracellular transport; microtubule-based movement. The transcript has 23 exons. Lineage: Eukaryota; Metazoa; Chordata; Mammalia; Rodentia; Muridae. Gene Ontology annotation, cellular component: microtubule; kinesin complex. The record is from RefSeq and is a predicted model, not a curated record.
CUUUACAGUUAAGAUACUAGAACUGUCUUAAAAUGAGGGUGAUCAACUGUUGAUUAUUUUUAGCAUUGCUGUUUUAUAAUGUAUGCACUUUGAUGCUGUUCCUCAGAUCUCUAACCAUUUCUUGUACUCAUUGGGCUUUGCCUGAUAUUGUGUUGAAUUUGCAUUGUGGGCAUGUGAUUUUUGCCUUUUUGUAGUUUUACAAAUUUUGUGUAAUCUACCUCAAAUGAGUAAUUUUCCAGUACUGCAUUGGUUUCCUAUGCUGGCAAUUCUUGUUCAGUAACUUAAGGACUAUCUUGUCUCUCAAUUCAGAGAGUAAUUAUCCAGGUUAGAUUGACCGGUUUCACUGCUUCUUAGCAACCUCAUGGAAGGAUUUGAGAAAGAAAAUGUAAAACAGUGCACCUGGUGUGUGCCUACUGUUGAGGAGCCCUGACAAGUUUAGACUAGCCGAGCUUGCAACUGAAUCACAGAAGCCUCUUUAGUAUUCAGGUUUUAAACUGGUAUUUGCCACAGGACCUCAGGCACAGGUUACAGAGAAUGGAAGAGUGUGGACAAAUGUCGGAAAAGAGGAACGGAGCACCCUUUUCUGCAGUGUGAGUGUGCACCGUUGGUAACGGCACCUGAUGGACGCCAUGAUGUUCAUCAAUAAAGAAGUGUUGUCAAAUAAUUUAUGACAGGUAAUUGAUAGUGUGUAAUGAAUGGAUGCUUAAUAAUUGAUACCAAGAGCAGACCGCCUUUGUCAGCUAAGCUUUGGAUGUUUUUGUGAGCAGUGUGUUUUGUGUGUUAUUUUUCUACCAAAUGGCAUCAUGGAUAAUGAGAAAAUGGGGGAAGUGCCUGGGCCAAAAACAGACAGAGUGAGCGUGGCCGUGCGGGUGCGGCCUUUCAGCCAGAGAGAAAAGAACUCUGGAAGCCAAUGUGUGAUUUCCAUGCAUUCCCGGAGCAUCACCAUCCGAGACCCUAAGAACGAAGCGCGUGUGAAGACCUUUACCUUUGACCUGACAUACUGGUCUCACGAUGGAUUUCAAAAGGAUGAAGAUGGUGCCCUUAUUCCAGCUGAUCCAACUAGUAAAUUCGCAGGCCAGGGCGAGGUCUUCCGUGAUAUCGGAAGGGGAAUUCUAGACAGUGCCUGGCGAGGCUACAAUGCUUCUCUUCUGGCCUAUGGCCAGACCGGCUCUGGAAAAAGCUACUCCAUGAUUGGCUUUGGCACAAACAAAGGUAUUAUUCCAAGAGUGUGUGAAGAGCUCUUCAAAGCUAUUGGGAAGCAAAAGGAAAAUCUAGAACCCCAGGUCAUGUUUAGCAUGCUGGAAAUCUACAAUGAACAGGUCAGAGAUUUGCUGUCUAGAACCAAAAUUCCCGGAGGGUUAAGAGUCAGGGAGGAUCCGCAGCUGGGGUUUUUUGUGGAAGGUCUGAAGUGGGUGCCUUGUGAGGAUUACGCACAAAUUGAGAAGCUGGUGGAGCAAGGGUCAAAACUCAGGAUGACAGCGUCCACCAGCAUGAACGCCAGCAGCAGCCGAUCCCACAUGCUAAUCGCCAUCCAGUUCCGGCAGGUUUUCCUGGACACGGCCCUCACCAAAAAAUCCAGCAUCAACAUGGUGGACUUGGCAGGAAGCGAGAGGCAGAGAGCAUCAGGGUCUGAAGGAGACCGUCUGAGGGAAGGAUCGAGGGUCAACUUGAGCCUAACCAGCUUAGGCAACGUCAUCAGUGCUCUGGCCGACUCAGCCAUGGGGAAGAAAGUUCUGCACAUUCCCUACAGGGAUUCUGUUCUGACCAAACUGCUCCAGUCAGCCCUAGGCGGGAACAGCCGGACAACACUGAUUGCUACCCUAAGUCCAGCUGACAUCUGCUACGAGGAGACCUUGUCAACCCUGAGAUAUGCCGAGAGGGCUAAGAAGGUUCGGAACAGAGCUGUGAUCAACACCUGUCCGCUGGUGGGAGCCUCCAGGGCCGAGAAUGCGCUGCUGCUUGGACUCGGGGGCGCUGGAGCAGCAGAGCACUCUGCCUGUUUCUGGGCAGAACAGCAGCUGGGAGCUCGGGGGACCUGGGCUCAGCUGCUGGAGCAGGCGCGGAGGGAGUGGGAGCAACAGAACGCGGCCCUCACACAGGAGCAGCAGAUGGUAAAGAUUCUCCCGCACCUCCUCAAUGUCAAUGAAGACCCACAGCUCACAGGGGUCCUCAAGUUCUUCAUUCCCAAUGGUUCCUGUGACGUUGGUCGGGCUGCUUCAAACGCCAUCUGUCUGCAAGGCCUGGGAAUUUCAGAUAAACAUGCUUCCUUCAUGAAUUUGGAUGGUAAAGUGACGGUGGCUCCACAUAGCAAGUGCAAAGUCACGGUUAAUGGGGUCCCUGUCACCAUCAGGACAAAGCUGCAGCAUUUGGACCGCGUCAUCUUGGGAUCCAACAGUGCCUUCCUCUACAUCGGGUUCCCCUCCGAGAGAGGCACCGAGGACCUGAGCAGAUUCGACUACGACUUCUUCCAGCUGGAGCGGGCUGCGGCCGAGGGAGUGAGUGUGGACAUGCUUGGUUCUGCGAACCCUGGAGAUGACCAACCUGACCCCAGCAUCUUAGCUGUGUUCCAGGACUACAUCAAACUCAUGCCGCUGGUUGUGGAGGCAAAUCAGAUGAGUGAAGAGUUAAGAAAGGGGCUUAAAAUGGAAUUGAAGGUGAAGAAUUUAGCAUCGUCAGAUUCCAGGGGCUAUGACCUCCAGAAAGAGAUCAUGGUGAAGGUGACCAAACAAGGGACUCACCAGGUAUGGAUUUGGUCAAAAGCCAAGUUUAUCAAUAGGAAAUUCCUGAUGGAGGAGCUUUACCAGCGUUUUCUAGAGAGCAAAGGCAGCCACGUGGCUCCGGAGGACGACCCUUUCUGGGAUCCCGUGGAGGUUGUUCACCUGGGCUCGGCACAUGUCUGGCUGCAGUCCCUGGCUCACUGCUUGACGCUGGAGGAGCAGGUGGACUUUCUGAACUGCGACGGGCUGGAGGAGGCGGUGCUGCACAUUCAAAUUACCCCCUGCUCCCCAGAAGGACGGGCACGUGGUGAGGAAGACAUGCUUACUGACCCUCUGGAGCUGCUGGGCAAGAGGACUGACUUCCAGAUUCACAUUGUCCAGUGCCUUGGUGUCAAAUGGCUAAAGGAAGAUGCAAGGCGGGGCAUUCAGAUGGGGUACAAGAUUUAUGAUCUUCCAAAUACUUUGUAUACCAAACCUGUGUGGAAAAGUGUGAAUCCCAGAAUUGAAGAGACCGUCCACUUUACAGCCUUGGGUGUGUCUCGAGAGUUUCUGAAUUACUUACUGACGAAUGCCCUCAUUGUCGAUUUGUGGGGCCUCCAAGAAGGCUGUGCCCACCUGGGCGUGGGCAUCUCUCAGCUGGAUGUCUUGCUCACAGGUGAAGGCCACAUCAUGGUAGACACCAAGACACUUUCCAGCGUGAAGGAUGUGAGUCAGAUCACGUCAAACCAGGUGCCAGAACUUUAUCAGAAGCUGCUCAAGUUAGAGCAGGAGACGGAGCUGCUGAGAGACGUUAACAGGGCCCUCCGAAGAGAAAACGUGUUUCUCAAGGCAUCACUGGAAAAUGCUGGUUCUGCUCCACAGGCCCAGAAGCCAGAUAAUCCAGAAAGCACCACAAUGACAGCUGCUAUGACAGAGGCUCACCAAAUGCGCGCUCAGCGAGCUGGCUCCGACGCACAGCUGGCCAGAGCUCUGAAGGUGUUCUAUCGAGGCAUGAGCAUGGCCAGAGGACAGCUCCUCAGACUGAGGCGAUGCAGACCUCCCGAAGAUGAUCAAAUGCUUCGGCCUUUUGUGCACCAGCAGUCACAGAUGCUAAAGGAUUUGGAAGAGCUGCUUGAAUCCAGUUUACAGAAGUUAAAAACUGAUGUUGCCUUCAUAGUGAAGAAGAAGAAAGAGCAUCUCCUGCCCAGCCAGCAGUGAAAGGGAGCCAGGUGAACUCUGCAAACGUGACUUAACCAGCUUCAUAGACACAAGUACCCUUGCCUUUCCCCCAACCAGAACCUGCUGUGUGGGACAGAACUGCCUCAUCUUGCCUCUGCACCUCCAGCCCCAGUACAGGGAUCACAGACCUGUGCCACCACCACACUGGGACUUAACUGGAUUUAAAAAUCCUGUAAAAAUUGCCAGGUGGUAGUGACAUGUCUUUAGUCCCAGCACUUGGGAGGCAGAGGCAGGCAGAUCUCUGUGUAUUACAUGCCAGUAUGAUCGACAGAGUGAGUUCUAGGACAGCCAGGGCUACAUAGAGAAACCCUCUCUU